GUCUGGGGCUACAUUCUGGCGGCAUACAUAAUGGUCAGCUUCGUUCUAUUUGUGAUAGCUCGGUUUAGUCCCUAUGAAUGGUACAAUCCACAUCCGUGCAAUGUCGACUCAAAUCUGGUGGAGAAUAACUUUAAUAUGCUAAAUAGCUUGUGGUUUACUAUAGGCUCACUAAUGCAGCAGGGUUCUGAUAUUCUUCCUCGAGCAACCUCGACUCGAAUCAUAGCUGGAUUUUGGUGGUUCUUCACUCUUAUUAUUGUCUCUUCCUAUACAGCCAACUUAGCUGCCUUUCUUACUGUCUCCAGGAUGAAGGUUCCCAUCGAGAAUGUAGAGGAUCUUGCAAAACAGACAAAGAUAAAGUAUGGCACGCGCAUGGGGGGCUCAUCAGCCGCAUUCUUUGAGGUGAACUUGGAGUAUAUACACUAUUUAUUUUCAGUUCUUCUCAUUUUAUAUCUUAAUUUUCGAACCUAA
Messenger RNA from Protopolystoma xenopodis, 468 nucleotides. The record is from the annotation of a GenBank genome assembly. NCBI's taxonomy places the organism in Eukaryota, Metazoa, Platyhelminthes, Monogenea, Polystomatidea, Polystomatidae.